Messenger RNA from Aspergillus mulundensis, 1767 nucleotides. Its product is annotated as FAD-binding oxidoreductase. Gene Ontology annotation, biological process: lactate catabolic process. Gene Ontology annotation, molecular function: D-lactate dehydrogenase (cytochrome) activity; D-lactate dehydrogenase (NAD+) activity; FAD binding. The record is from RefSeq and is a predicted model, not a curated record. Bases 1 to 1767 code for a protein of 588 amino acids. Gene Ontology annotation, cellular component: mitochondrion. NCBI's taxonomy places the organism in Eukaryota, Fungi, Ascomycota, Eurotiomycetes, Eurotiales, Aspergillaceae. The transcript has 4 exons.
AUGCGACCUCUUCGGCCGAUGUUGCGGCCCAGUCGACCAUUUUUGUCAAGAGGCCUGCAGAGCUCAAGACAAUGCCGGUUUGCAGACGAAAAACCGCAGCCGUUCAAAAACCAGCUGUACGAAAGUACUCAACAGCGCUUGCGGCGUGAGCGCGCAGAGCAGGAGCGGUAUGCGCAAUAUCAUAGUCAGUCGCAGGGCGGGCGCUAUGCAGCUUUGAUGUUUGCACUGGUGUUCUUCUCGACCGGAGCUUACUACCUAGGGUCACUGAAACCCGCAAGUCUCCCAACGACGUCCACAUCAAGACUCUACGAAUUAGAACCACCGCGGCAUGAUGUUUCGCCGUCGAACCUACAAGCCGCUUGGGCGGACUUUGUUGAGAUUAUAGGGAAGGAGAAUGUCUCCACAGAGUAUGCGGAUCUUGUCUCGCAUGCAGGCUCAGACUGGUCAUCCUACAAAACGAAGGAAAACGAGAAGCCCUUCCUUGUUCUAUACCCGUCAAGUACGGAUGACGUCUCUCGCAUCAUGAAAGUAUGCCAUCAGCGCCUCAUCCCAGUCACGCCGUACUCGGGUGGAACAAGUCUGGAGGGCCACUUUGCUCCCACAAGAGGCGGGGUGUGUAUUGAUUUCCGUCGUAUGGAUCGAAUCUUGGAGGUACACAAGGGCGACCUGGAUGUUGUGGUGCAACCCGCCCUAGGAUGGGAGGAAUUGAACGAAACUCUUUCUGAGCAGGGUCUAUUUUUCCCGCCGGACCCCGGCCCUGGCGCCAUGAUCGGUGGUAUGGUGGGCACCGGCUGUUCGGGAACAAAUGCCUAUAGGUACGGAACCAUGAGGGAGUGGGUUCUCUCGCUGACCAUUGUUCUUGCGGACGGGACAAUUAUCAAGACGAAACAGCGCCCACGCAAAUCAAGCGCCGGCUACGAUCUCACGCGUCUGUUUAUUGGCAGCGAGGGUACACUUGGGCUGGUUACAGAAGCUACGCUGAAGCUCACAGUCAAGCCCAAGAGUCAAAGCGUUGCUGUUGCAAGCUUCCCCUCGAUUCAUAGCGCAGCUCAGUGUGUCACGCGCGUCGUGGAGGAAGGGAUCCCCGUUGCGGGCGUGGAGAUCCUAGAUGAUGUUCAAAUGAAGUGCAUCAACGCCGGCGGCACAACGUCGCGACAAUGGAAGGAGACCCCCACUAUUUUCUUCAAAUUUACGGGCACACCAAACGGAGUUAAAGAGCAAAUCGGCCUAGUCCAAAAGCUUGCUUUAACGACCCAUGCUAAAUCUUUCGAGUUUGCCCGCGGAGAAGAGGAAAUGCGCUCGCUUUGGAGCGCUCGUAAAGAGGCUCUCUGGAGUGUUAUGGCGAUGAGACGCGGCCCAGAGGACCACGUGUGGACGACCGACGUGGCAGUUCCCAUGAGCAGACUUCCUGACAUUAUUGAAGCUACUAAGCAAGACAUGACACAAAGCGGGCUACUGGCCGGCAUAUGUGGCCACGUCGGAGACGGCAAUUUCCAUGCGAUCAUAUUAUGGAACGAUGCGGAGAGAAAGACUGCAGAGGGUGUAGUCCAUCGCAUGGUAAAGCGAGCUGUUAAAAUGGAAGGCACCGUGACCGGUGAGCAUGGUGUUGGUCUCAUUAAACGAGAUUACCUCCAGCAUGAGCUUGGAGAGUCUACGGUAGAUGUCAUGCGAAGGAUUAAACUGGCCCUGGAUCCACUUCGUUUGCUUAAUUGCGACAAGGUUGUUCGAGUUGAAGCGCCAGAGCCCGGGGAGGUUAAGGAAUGGUGA